ACUAGCUCAGUUUCCAUAAUUGCACGACACAGCUCCUUUACAUAGCAGAGAGCUCUAAAUGAGAGAAAUGGAACUUGUCUUUGUCACGGCCGUUAUCAGCUUACUUGCUCUGGAAUGCCGUGGAAUUGAAGUGAAGAGCAAAGGACAAUGGUCGCGUUAUGGAACAUGUUAUGCUAAAGGACAAGGGUCGCAUUAUGAGGCAUGUGACGCUAAAGAUUCUGAUCCGUGUAAUAAGUGCAACCACAAAAUAUUGGACAGCCCUGAUCGAGCUGAAGGAUUUUAUACCGAUGACCAACCUAAAUGUGACUUGAUGUCAUGGGACAGAGUGAGAUAUGAUACUUGGUAUCGAUUCAACGGGUCAGCGGGCACAGCCAUGCCAACUCAUUGCGUUGAGACGAUGCGAUGCGGUGCCGAGGCACCAGGUUGGUUGUACGGUGGCCAUCCCAGAGAAGGUGAUGGAAUUUCUACUCGUUCAGUCUGCUUCAACUGGCGAGAGAAAUGCUGUUACUACAGAAAUGAGAUCAAGGUUAAGAACUGCCGUGGAUUUUUUGUGUACAAAUUCAGAGAUCCUCCUAUGAAUUUUCUUCGAUAUUGCGGGAAUGGCUCAAGGAAUGGAACUGAGAAUCCAUGUUUGUCUGGUGACUACAUCACCCUCAGAGGAGCGAGCCGAGCUCAAGGCUUUAAAACGUCUAAAGGAGCUAAGUGUGACAGGGACAUUUUCAAUGAAGUGGAGGCUUGGUAUCGCUUUGAUGGCAAAGCAGGUUUCAUGAUGGCUGAUAAAUGUGUUCCCACCAAGCAUUGCGGUACGAACGCACCUGGUUGGCUUCGUGGUGGUCAUCCCGACGACCCCUCUGAAGGAGAGGUUGAAAGAACAGUUUGCUUUCACUGGAAAAAAGACUGCUGUGCAUGGAAGACUCGAGUGAAAGUGCGAAAUUGUGGAACAUUUUUUAUUUAUUACUUGAAACAAGACCCGAUGGUAGGCUGCAGCUUUCGUUAUUGUGGCAAUGGCAAGGGUCCAACUCCAGGCCCAGAAAAGCCAACAACACAAGUCUCCACUUCAGAAACGGAAUCUCCAACACGAAUGAUAACAACACCCCAAGGAUCUCCAGAUGUCGACGUCGUUUGCGGAAAGAACGAGAUGAAAAUAAGCAUUCCAAAGACCCUCCUUAAAGGCAUAGACGUGGAGCAUGUUCGUCUGUCUGAUGUAAACUGUGGAGCCACUGAGAGCCCAAACGGCGAUCGCUUUAUUCUCCAUACGGAAUUGACUAAAUGUGGCACAAAAAGCAGACACGCCAAGAAUUUUGUAAUUUACAAAAACAAGGUGGAGGAAAUUCCCAUUGAAAAUGGUCAGAUAAUCACACGAAUCCGCGAAGUGGAAAUACCCUUCAGCUGUUGUUACUCAAACACAGGAGUCGUAUCCGCUGUUGGUCUACAGGUGACGAGCAAGAAGAUCAUUUUCUCCAAGAAAGGAUUCGGGCAAUUCAUCCUGGAAAUGAAAAUAUUCCCAAAUAGCGAUUUUGUCAAUGAUUACAGAAAGGAAGACUUCCCAGUAUCCGUCCCAUUGAGGAAACGUUUGUUUGUGAAGGUCAGCGUCGAUACAGACGACGAGAGGCUUGAGAUUAUGGCAGAGACAUGCUUUGCCACGCCUGAUCCCGAUCCCAAUAAACCUGCAUUGAAAUAUAUGUUCAUCGAAGACGGGUGCGCAACAGACGAGACCGUGGAAUACAUUUCAUCAGACGAUCAGCGAAACAAAAAGUUUAGCCUGGAAGCGUUCAAGUUCUUAGGCGAACAUGAAUUUGUGUACAUGCACUGCAAAGUCAAGAUAUGUAACGCAAAUGAUCCAACCUCACGCUGCGCACAAGGCUGUCUGUCUGACAGACAAAAGAGGUCCUUGUAUGCUGAGGAAAACGAUGACGAAGAGUAUCUAUUGGCCCAAGGACCUUUCAUGCGUAAGGAAGAAUUCAACGAGGAAUCAGUUUUACAAGAUACUAAAGAACUACACGACAUGAAUAUCAAAGCUGCUGAGAAGAGCAGUCCUUUUGUCAUUGCUUCCACCAUGACGAGUGUGCUAUGCAUGAUGGGAAUGUCAUAUAUGCUGUGGUACAAGAAAUCGCGAGCUCAUCAGGGCUACACUCCUGUACAAGUGAAAGCAGAUUAAAUAUGUCAUCGUUCGGUUUAUUGAUUACUUCUAUUUUGUUUCAAAAUCCACUGCGAAAUUCUAUUGAAUUUAGAUACUUUUGGAUUCAUGACUUUCGUUUUUAGAUUUAGUUAAUCUUUCUAUGCAGCAAUUGCGCUCAUACUUUUGUGUACUUACUACCAAUUGCAAUAUUUUCAAAAUUUGCAUUCAGUAUUUAACUCGGUAGGACUUCCCUGACAAUUACCUUGUUAAAUUGGAACACCCUUCACCCUGAAGGGUACACUCCCAUUUAUUUUAUUAUCUGGCAUACCUGAUUAAGAUGUUCAACACACCUAA
This is a messenger RNA of Stylophora pistillata, 2473 nucleotides long. Its product is annotated as pancreatic secretory granule membrane major glycoprotein GP2. The record is from RefSeq and is a predicted model, not a curated record. Lineage: Eukaryota; Metazoa; Cnidaria; Anthozoa; Scleractinia; Pocilloporidae.